Messenger RNA from Phytophthora sojae, 204 nucleotides. RefSeq lists its product as hypothetical. Gene Ontology annotation, molecular function: ferrous iron binding; 2 iron, 2 sulfur cluster binding. Gene Ontology annotation, cellular component: mitochondrial matrix; cytoplasm. The annotation marks the transcript as partial. NCBI's taxonomy places the organism in Eukaryota, Oomycota, Peronosporomycetes, Peronosporales, Peronosporaceae. The transcript has a single exon. The record is from RefSeq and is a predicted model, not a curated record. Gene Ontology annotation, biological process: iron-sulfur cluster assembly; intracellular iron ion homeostasis.
GAGGGCCUGGUCGACUAUUACGACGACCCGCACAAGAUGAGCGCCAUGGACAAGAGCGCCAAGGAUGUGGGCACGGGCUCUGUUUACGCCCCUGCCUGCGGCGACGUGAUGAAGCUGUACCUCAGUAUGGACCAUUGUCGACUCGUUGUCCACGACAAUCGGCUGCGGUGCGGUUGGGCGAUUGUGUUCUCCUCGGUGACCACG